CGUUCCCAACUUCACUCAGUGAGGCCGGAGACCUGAGUGGGAACGUACGCAAAUCUUUCGCUCCGGCCUUCGCGACCUUGUUCUAUUUAAAUGCAAGUGCAGUGUGACAGCGCAAAUUAAGAUUAUGUGAAUAAUUUUUCCGAUGCCACUCUAUUCAUCCUACCUCAUUUCAUCAAAGCAACAAGUGCUCUACUGUAUUACGAGUAAUUAAAGCGAUUAUAGACAUAGAGAAAAGUUGCAUGGUUCGAGGUUCGGUGUCAGUGUUUUGUCCGCUUAAAACUAGUCAUAAUUUUGCACAUAAGCAUUUUAUAAACAGGUUGUCAAGUCGCGCCACAAUGGUCAGCUGUACGACGUCGUGUGCUGACUGACAGUGUCGUCUUCAACCACUCAGUAGUCGCAGUAUAAUAGUUAAUUAAACAGACUGCCUUACCUCAGUGCGGCAACGGCACAACUAAAUUGGACAAAAUGGAUCUUCUCUGUUGCGAAAAUGCUUCUAUGGACCUCGAUAUGAAGUGCAAAGCUUACUUAGACCCAGUGUUAAUUAAAGAUGACCGAGUCUUAUUAAAUCUCUUGAACUUAGAGGAAAAAUACAUGCCAAAUUCGAGUUACUUUUCGUGUGUGCAAACAGACGUUGAACCACACAUGAGAGAGAUCGUCGCCCACUGGAUGUUACAGGUGUGUCAGGCGGAGCGGCAGGAGGAGGAGGUGUUCACGCUGGCCAUGAACAUGAUGGACAGGUUCCUCUCGCUGGUCAAGAUGCGGCGGGAGCAGCUACAGCUCUUGGGCACCGUCUGCCUCUUCCUCUCCUCCAAGAUCAAGGAGUCUCCGCCCCUCGACCCCUCCCGCCUCGUCCAGUACACCGAUAACUCCGUCACCCUCGAGGAGAUCAGGAAGUGGGAGUUGCUGGUCCUGUCGAGGCUCAAGUGGGACUUAGCGGCGAUCACCCCGCACGCCUUCCUCGACCAGAUCAUCGCCCGUCUACACCUCACCUUCCCCGAGACACAAAUGCGGACAGUUCGGGAACACGCCACAUUUUUUAUCACAGUCUGCGCCACCGGUGAAGCUCAAAGCAAUUCAGACUUCCAAAAGAGACACGUGAAAACUUCUUGGACUCAGUUAAGGGUGAAGGUGCCUCAUGGGGGCAUUGGUUACGGUAGCAAGUUACAUUGA
Homarus americanus (American lobster) is the source of this 1170-nucleotide messenger RNA. RefSeq names its product G1/S-specific cyclin-D2-like. Gene Ontology annotation, molecular function: cyclin-dependent protein serine/threonine kinase regulator activity. The transcript is spliced from 4 exons. Lineage: Eukaryota; Metazoa; Arthropoda; Malacostraca; Decapoda; Nephropidae. Bases 466 to 1170 code for a protein of 234 amino acids. Gene Ontology annotation, biological process: regulation of cyclin-dependent protein serine/threonine kinase activity; mitotic cell cycle phase transition; positive regulation of G1/S transition of mitotic cell cycle. Gene Ontology annotation, cellular component: cyclin-dependent protein kinase holoenzyme complex; cytoplasm; nucleus. The record is from RefSeq and is a predicted model, not a curated record.